Molecule: messenger RNA, 1389 nt
Organism: Glycine soja
Lineage: Eukaryota; Viridiplantae; Streptophyta; Magnoliopsida; Fabales; Fabaceae
Product: zinc transporter 1-like
Exons: 3
Coding region: 241-1320 (359 amino acids)
Biological process (GO): zinc ion transmembrane transport
Cellular component (GO): plasma membrane
Molecular function (GO): zinc ion transmembrane transporter activity
Source: RefSeq, a predicted model, not a curated record
GUUUUAAGCCUCUCAGAGUGGCUUUUAUUUUCUCUCCUUUUGUCUUUUAUAUAUUGCGAUCUUUGAUCCCAUCCAACGAACAUAAUGUCAAUGUACAAACUUAGCUUUUCCCCCUUUAAAAUAACAAUCAUGAAAACAUUUCUCAAGACUUAUAGCUAGUAGCACCAACAGUUCCAUAACCCUCUCUCUAGCUUCCUUCACUCACUUAAUUGUGACAAUCCCAAUUCAAUUCCCAUCAGAAUGAUGAACUUUCAAGCAUGUUCAAACACCAUCUCAAACUUGUUCUAUGUUUGUUUUGUCCUUUUACCAACCAUGGCCUUAGGAGAUUGCACUUGUGACACAAUAGAGGCCACAAAGAGUGACUCAAUUGAAGUCCUCCACUACAAAAUUGGCUCAAUUGCUUCUGUGCUUGUUGCUGGGGCUCUUGGGGUGAGCCUCCCAUUGUUGAGCAAGAGAAUCCCAACACUUAACCCCAAGAAUGACAUAUUCUUCAUGGUUAAGGCCUUUGCUGCAGGGGUGAUUCUUGCAACUGGGUUUGUGCACAUACUUCCAGAGGCAUAUGAGAGCCUAACUUCACCUUGCCUUAAGGAAAAUCCAUGGGGCAAGUUUCCCUUCACUGGAUUUGUUGCCAUGUUGUCCUCCAUAGGGACCUUAAUGGUGGACUCAUUUGCCACAGGGUUUUAUCAUAGGCAACAUUUUAACCCCUCUAAGCAGGUUCCUGCUGAUGAUGAGGAAAUGGGAGAUGAACAUUCUGGUCACAUACAUGUUCAUACACAUGCCACACAUGGUCAUGCUCAUGGAUCAGCUGUGUCCUCUGAGGGUUCAAUUACAUCUGAUGUAAUAAGGCAGCGCAUCAUAUCACAAGUGUUGGAGAUAGGAAUAGUGAUCCAUUCAGUGAUCAUUGGAAUAUCAUUGGGUACUGCAGGCAGCAUUGAUACCAUAAAGCCUCUCCUCGUGGCCCUGUCUUUCCAUCAAUUUUUUGAGGGUAUGGGGCUUGGUGGUUGCAUAUCUCAGGCAAAGUUUGAGUCCAAGUCUAUGGCAAUUAUGGCAACCUUUUUCUCACUGACAACCCCAAUUGGGAUAGCAAUUGGAAUGGGGGUGUCAAGUGUGUACAAAGAGAAUAGCCCUACUGCUUUAACUGUUGAAGGGAUUUUCAAUUCUGCUUCUGCUGGAAUUUUGAUUUACAUGGCAUUGGUGGAUUUGCUAGCAGCUGAUUUUAUGAGCCCAAGGUUGCAGAAAAAUUUGAAGCUCCAACUAGGGGCAAAUAUUUCCCUUCUCUUAGGAGCAGGUUGCAUGUCUCUAUUGGCCAAAUGGGCUUAAUUUUGGUGUUUUACUUUAUUAAUGGUUAAAUAUAUCUCUCAUAAUUAUUAAAUAUACUUUCUUUCUCUA